AUGGAGCUGGACGAGAUAGAAGCGCACGUUCGGUCAUCGCAGCCCAGGGUGCAUUCAGGGAACAGUUUAACAUCGCGCCUGCGGGUUGUGGCCCUGAUGGAAAAUAUUAUGUGGGUGGACACGUUUAUGGAUACCGAUAGUGUGCAGAAAAAGAAACAAGAAUCUUCAGGAACCACCGGGACACGAGAAAACGCCGAGAAAGUUAGCCUGAAGUCUGACUCCCCCUCCCAGCGAUCUGCACGCAAAAAUGCAGCAGCUCAUGCAAUUUAUGAUCGCAAAGAGACGAAUUCUCCAUGGAGACUUGAAAUUUUAUCCAUAGAAACUGGCAGUGAUGCGCACACUGGAAAGACUGAAAGUGGAAAGACUGAAAGUGGAAAGACUGAAAGUGGAAAGACUGAAAGUGGAAAGACUGAAAGUGGAAAGACUGAAAGUGGAAAGACUGAAAGUGGAAAGACUGAAAGUGGAAAGACUGAAAGUGGAAAGACUGAAAGUGGAAAGACUGAAAGUGGAAAGACUGAAAGUGGAAAGACUGAAAGUGGAAAGACUGAAAGUGGAAAGACUGAAAGUGGAAAGACUGAAAGUGGAAAGACUGAAAGUGGAAAGACUGAAAGUGGAAAGACUGAAAGUGGAAAGACUGAAAGUGGAAAGACUGAAAGUGGAAAGACUGAAAGUGGAAAGACUGAAAGUGGAAAGACUUGGACUGAAAGUGGAAAGACUUGGACUGAAAGUGGAAAGACUUGGACUGAAAGUGGAAAGACUUGGACUGAAAGUGGAAAGACUUGGACUGAAAGUGGAAAGACUUGGACUGAAAGUGGAAAGACUUGGACUGAAAGUGGAAAGACUUGGACUGAAAGUGGAAAGACUUGGACUGAAAGUGGAAAGACUUGGACUGAAAGUGGAAAGACUUGGACUGAAAGUGGAAAGACUUGGACUGAAAGUGGAAAGACUUGGACUGAAAGUGGAAAGACUUGGACUCAAAAUGGAAAGACCAUAUAA
Schistocerca piceifrons (Central American locust) is the source of this 996-nucleotide messenger RNA. RefSeq names its product protein RNA-directed DNA methylation 3-like. The coding region runs from base 1 to 996 and encodes 331 amino acids. NCBI's taxonomy places the organism in Eukaryota, Metazoa, Arthropoda, Insecta, Orthoptera, Acrididae. The transcript has 2 exons. The record is from RefSeq and is a predicted model, not a curated record.